Triticum aestivum (bread wheat) is the source of this 1298-nucleotide messenger RNA. RefSeq lists its product as uncharacterized. Lineage: Eukaryota; Viridiplantae; Streptophyta; Magnoliopsida; Poales; Poaceae. The record is from RefSeq and is a predicted model, not a curated record. The transcript has 2 exons. Bases 481 to 1032 code for a protein of 183 amino acids.
UCUCGUAAAAAAAAGUCCAAACUAUUAAAAACAGAAACUGUGAACCUGCAUGCACGCUAGUAUAAAAAAAACUGUCUAAAAAAAGAUAGCCACACACGUCGGCUGGUCUAGAAGAAACCAGCAGCCGCAUCGCUAGCGCUCCUCCACAGAAUCUUAUCUCCUCAGUUUUUCUUCGCUGCGCCAGUUAUUCACAUGCCGACCUCCCCUGGGACACGCCGCCGCUGCCGCUUGCACCCACCGCCGCGGCGCACGCCACCGAAUCUCGCCGCUCCCCCGGAUCCCUUCACCACCCCGGCCAUGGGCGCUGGCUCCCCCGCCUAGAAUCCCCGCUCCCCCGGCCAUGGCGCGCGCUACACACCCGCGCAACCACCGGGAAUCCCACGAUGGGCUCCUCUGCAGAGGAGCUAGCUCCGCGCCGUGCGCUCCAGCACCGACGCUCGUGCCGUUCAAUGGCGACGGCGGCCAUGGCCAUGCUCACUCAUGCUCCAACGCCGGCCGUCCUCGCGCAAGUCCCUUUUCCUCUGUAUCUUCAGAUCCCAUCCCACCACCCGAGCGCCUCCUCCUCGCGCCCUCGUCGACGAUCUGCAGACUGCAGUAGCAGCAGCAGGACCCCCGCCGGAAGCAGCAGCUCCACCGCACAACAACGGCGCUGCGGGUGUCACUCUCGAGCGCCAGUUCACGGUCCCAGCGCCCAUCUACCUGUGCAGCGCGGCCGCUAACUUGGGCAGCUCGAUGAGGAACGCCGGCGGCGCCCGGGUGCCCUCGUGGAUGGCCAGGCUACUCUGUACAAAGCAGCUCUGCAGCCCGAGCGCUUCAGCCACCUCCCAAAGCAGAGGAGAGGAGCUCCCUGCCACGAGCCUUUCCAGUGCCGGCAAACCAGCAGGCCGACCCGCCCCCUACUCCGCCAAGCUUCACCACCGCUGGGAUGCCCCCUCCUCCCCUUCCCCGCUUGGAUCUGGCAGGCGCCGGGGCGGUGGCGUCGUCCCCGUGAUGUCGCGCAAACAUGAAACAUUUUUCCAGAGUGCCACUUAAACAGGGACUGCGGGCUUAUUUCAAAGAAAUAGAAGGGCUUUUGCGCAAAAACGCCAACGACGUACGGGCAGAAGCAUUAGCUGCUUUAUUAGUAGGGAAAGAUUGUAUUUUUGUAUUUGGUACUCCCUCUAUAAUAAUUUAAUAUAAGAACGUGAGGGAGUAUUUUCUUGCGGUGAACAAGGGGCUAGGCGCGUCUCCUAAGAGCAAGAGUCAAUUACCAAAAAUGCUUUCGCCCCGCUUUAUAAAGUACUCCCUUCAUUUUAAAA